Messenger RNA from Coccinella septempunctata (seven-spotted ladybird), 1804 nucleotides. RefSeq names its product protein-tyrosine sulfotransferase. Gene Ontology annotation, molecular function: protein-tyrosine sulfotransferase activity. Bases 433 to 1581 code for a protein of 382 amino acids. NCBI's taxonomy places the organism in Eukaryota, Metazoa, Arthropoda, Insecta, Coleoptera, Coccinellidae. Gene Ontology annotation, biological process: peptidyl-tyrosine sulfation. The record is from RefSeq and is a predicted model, not a curated record. Gene Ontology annotation, cellular component: Golgi apparatus. The transcript has 7 exons.
GCUCACGUCAGAUAAAGCAUCGGUCUACGGAAAAGUGUGUGAUGUUGCCUAAUCCGUUCGUUCCAUCCAUUGAGUUUCUUGUUCAGUUCAGAUUUCAGUUCGGUUGGAGGAUGUAGUGUUUGUUAUUAACCAAAACAACAGAACCUAACCUAUACGCGAGUGUUGUGAUUGAAUGAACUUGACGGUGAAGACGUGUAAAUGAGAAUUAGAACAUAAUGAAUACUGAUAGAGGCGAGAUAUUUUGAAGGUAAUGAUUUUCCGCAAAUCAAAUUCGAAACUUUGAGGAACCAGACGUUCGCUGCUUUUCAGUGUGAACGCCGGAUAUCAGCGGAUGUGGAAUAUUGGGAUUCCGCCAAAUAAAUCAAGAAAUUUGGUUAUUUCAAAUCAAGGAGGUACGAGCUGAGGAACUGCCUCAUCGACAAAUCCUAGGUUAUGUUGCUGCGGCUUGGAAGGGGUGGCUUGCGGCGAGCGGGUAUCUAUGGUUUCGGCCUGCUCUGCGUUUGCGCCGUUCUGGUCAAAAUAACAGUAUUAUGUUUUACGGACACUUUAGAAAAUGCGGUCGAUUCUAUGGUCACUGCGGAAAAAUACGUGGUCGGUUCAGACAAAAAAGUGUACGAAUAUAACAGACAGAUGCCUUUAAUUUUUAUCGGUGGAGUUCCUAGAUCUGGAACUACCUUGAUGCGAGCGAUGUUGGAUGCCCAUCCUGAUGUUAGGUGCGGCCAAGAAACUCGCGUAAUUCCUCGUAUACUUCAGAUGCGAUUCCACUGGAUGAAAUCGAAUAAAGAAUCCAGACGGCUAGACGAAGCAGGCAUCACAAAAAAUGUUUUGGAUUCUGCCAUCGCUGCCUUCACUUUAGAAAUAAUAGCGAAGCAUGGAGAAGCUGCCGCCAGACUUUGUAAUAAGGAUCCUUUGACCCUUAAAAUGGGAACAUAUGUUCUCGAGCUCUUCCCUAAUGCUAAAUUCAUAUUUAUGGUACGAGAUGGUCGAGCUACCGCCCAUUCAAUCAUAUCCAGAAAGGUCACUAUAACAGGAUUUGAUCUCACGAGCUACAGACAAUGCUUGAAAAAAUGGAACACCGUAGUUGAGGCCAUGAAUAAACAGUGUAAUGAACUUGGAACAGCGAAAUGCUUGAGAGUCCCUUACGAGCAACUUGUACUUCAUCCAAGGAAAUGGAUGGAAAAAGUACUUGGUUUUCUCCAAAUACCCUGGAAUGAAUCAGUCUUGCACCACCAAGAUUUUAUCAAUAAUGGAAUAACUUUGAGCAAGGUAGAAAGAUCGUCGGACCAAGUGAUAAAACCAGUAAAUCUUGAGGCAUUAACGAAAUGGGUUGGCAACAUACCCGAUGACGUAGUGCGCGAUAUGGCCGAGAUAGCCCCGAUGUUGUCUGUACUUGGAUACGAUCCUUAUGCUAAUCCUCCGGAAUAUGGCAAGCCAGACGCAGAAAUAGCAAGCAAUACGCGAAACAUCGAGAAAAACAAAACCUUGUGGGAACAGAAGGCCAAGGAGAUGCUUUUAGAAGCGGUAGGGGACACUGCGUUGGAUAGGGAGCCGAGUGAUCCCCCUAAUAACAACAACACGUGAUAGCUGUUCUACACCGUUAUUUGUUUGCAGUUCAAGUGCAUAUGGAGGGUUGACAAUUAUUAUUAAAUGUAUACUGUGCGUGGAUUUUCGAAAUGCCGUACUAGAACUGAUCGCCGAAUUGCUCUUGACAAAGUGUUGCAUAUUGGAACAAUAAAUCCCUGUUAUCAUUCUAUUAUUUAUUGUGUAAAAAUGAUUUUAUAAAUGAGCUGUUCAAGGAGAUGAA